AUGAAUACAUUCUCUCCAUAUAGCAUGAGGCGUCAAGCUCAGAGAGAAGCCCGUUCUGCAGAGUCGUGGAAUACCUGGAAAAGAAACAUAAGAAAUAAUUCUUUAAAUGCUCCAUCCAGAAAUGAUCUAGAGCAGCAAGCUGUUGGCGGUGGUAAAAAUAGACUUCGAUCUGUACAGACAGAGCCCGUAUUUCCAACCCAGCCUAUGGCCGGGCAAAUGAGCGUAAGAGAGAUUAUCGAUAUAGAUAUCAGCAUUCAAAAAGACGUCGAUGCCACAGAAGUAGACAACUUUAAGAGCGACGAAGAAAGAGCUCGACAUAUAUUUGGCGGAAAUCCCGAACACCCCACAAAUAAUGUUGGUGCGACUGAAGACGACAAGAUUGCAAAAAAGCGACCAUGGUACAUGGGGAAAGAUCUUAAACAUGAACCAUUUACAUUCAUGAACCAGAUGAAAGCUAUUCUCUUCAACUCAUGGAUAAACAUCUUGCUCUUAGCAGCGCCAGCUGGGAUAACAUGCAAGCUUGCAGGUGUAAACGGUAUUAUUGUUUUCGUCGUUAAUUUCACAGCUAUUGUACCCCUAGCUAGUCUUCUAAGUUUUGCGACCGAAGAAAUAUCACUGCAUGUCGGAGAAAGUGUAGGCGGUCUACUUAACGCUUCAUUUGGAAAUGCUAUAGAGAUAAUCGUCUCUGUAAUAGCUCUCGAAAAAGAUGAAUUUGUUAUUGUUCAAACUUCUCUCAUUGGUAGCAUUUUAUCGAACCUUCUUCUAGUUAUGGGAAUGUGUUUUUUCUGUGGCGGAAUACGAAGAACCGAGCAAUUUUUUAAUCAAGAGGUUGCCCAAACUGCAGCGAGUUUAUUGGCACUCUCGAUCGGCAGUAUUAUUAUUCCAACAUGUUUCGAUCUUUUCUCUAAAUCCAGAAAUUCCGCAAAUAUAGCAUCUCUUUCCCGCGGUACCUCUGUCAUUCUUCUUUUCGUCUAUGCUGCCUAUAUCUUCUUUCAGCUACACACUCAUCAAAAUAUGUUCAAUAUUAAAAGCCAAAAAGUUGCUCUAAAGCCUCGCAAGAAUACAAUUAGUAAAGGAGCAAUAUCCAAAGGUAUUGCUAGUGCCGGUGCUAUUGGAGCUGGGACAGGGCGCCCUUAUUUUCCCGACAAGCCAGAGACCGACGUACUGGUAAAAACUGACGCAUUCGAAGCCGCAGCCGAUGAUCCCGAAGAACCUCAGCUUCAUAUAGCUGUAGCCUGGCUCACACUCGCAGUUGUUACUGGAAUUAUCGGUGUCUGCGCUGAAUCUAUGGUUGGAGGUAUCUCAGCUAUUACCGCCACCGGAACUAUAUCUGUGGAAUUUGUGGGAUUAGUCCUCCUACCAAUUGUUGGAAACGCAGCAGAACAUGCCACCGCGGUCACUGUGGCACUUAAAGACAAGAUGGAUCUCGCAAUUGCGGUUGCGGUUGGCUCUAGUAUGCAAAUCUCGCUUUUGGUAAUUCCUCUCGUGAUUGUUAUUGGCUGGAUUCAGGGUAAAGAAGGCAUGACUUUAAGCUUUGACGGUUUUCAGGUUGCAGUUCUUUUCGUAUCUGUUCUACUCGUAAACUAUCUAAUAGGUGACGGAAAAAGUCAUUGGUUAGAAGGCAUGCUUCUCGUAUGCCUUUAUCUAAUUAUCGCCGUUUGCGCAUGGUAUUAUCCUAUAAACAUACAGAUGGCUGCUUGA
Molecule: messenger RNA, 1701 nt
Organism: Blumeria graminis f. sp. triticale
Lineage: Eukaryota; Fungi; Ascomycota; Leotiomycetes; Helotiales; Erysiphaceae
Source: the annotation of a GenBank genome assembly